Caenorhabditis remanei is the source of this 1857-nucleotide messenger RNA. RefSeq lists its product as uncharacterized. The record is from RefSeq and is a predicted model, not a curated record. Bases 1 to 1857 code for a protein of 618 amino acids. The transcript has 7 exons. Gene Ontology annotation, cellular component: Cul2-RING ubiquitin ligase complex. NCBI's taxonomy places the organism in Eukaryota, Metazoa, Nematoda, Chromadorea, Rhabditida, Rhabditidae.
AUGGAAUCACUCCAAACAAGUUGUAUACCAGUGCUGGCGAAUCUUAUUGAAGAUUCAAAAUUCAAAAGUUAUGCAAAACUGAUUGAUGGCUUGCCAAGUAAUGAAAAGUAUAAAUAUCAAAUCACCCCGGAGCCGAGCAACAGAAUCUUUGAGAUUCUUACCAAGGGAGCUCUUCGAUUCUCAUCUGAGACAGCGAAUGAUAUUUCGAAAGUUCUCAACGUGACGAAAGUGACACUGACAUCUCCAAUUGUUAAUGAUGCAUCCAUUGAUCUUUUGCGAUCGUUCAAUUUGGAAGAGCUGAGAUUAUUGAAUCUGAAGGAUGAGAAUUCAGAAAAACUGUUCAGUGGCCAUUACUUCCGGGGCUACAAAAAAAAAUUCUUUGACAUCAUAGCUGCUCUCGACUCGAUAUUGAAUUCAAAAAGCUGCAAAAGUUUACGCGUUCUAAAAAUCAAUGGAGAUCAAACCGAAUUCAACAGGGAUUGGAUUGACCAGAUAGCAAAUGUGCUCGGCCCAGUUCUCCAACAACUCGACAUCAACUCUUGUCAUUUACCUCCGAAUCCAUUCAAAACAGUCUUCAAUCGUUUUCCAAACCUCACAGAACUUGAUGUGUCUUACUCAAACUUUUCAUCGAUUCAGGGAAUAUCUCAAUUGAAAAAUCUGGAGAAACUGUCGCUUGCUGGCAUACCACUAGGCAACCAAGAUAUGGGGGAACUCUUCAAACUGAGAAAACUGCAAUUCUUGAAUCUGUCAGACUUCGUUAGGGAUCCGACUGUAUGUUUUGUCAAGUAUUCUUUGCAAGAAGAAAGAAAUAAACCUCAUCCCGAAUUGGAAUUUUUGGACAUUUCGGGCAUGGGGCUACACGGUUUGGAGAUGGGUCAAAUAGCGAGAUUGGUUGAAAUUUAUCCGAAGUUGAAAACAAUUGGAUUGCUUGAUUACCACUUCUUCGCCAACGACAAUAUUGCGAUCCCAGGUGUCAAACUGCUUCAUAAUUAUUCUCUCAAGCAAUGUUCGAACUCUAUCGACUAUUACCUGAAUAACUGGGGAUUCCAGCGUGAAACUAUCACCAGGAUAAUAGAUUGUAUCGAUCUGGAAACCAGAUGGCAAAAAGAUUAUCCUACUCCUACAGAGUUGAUGAUUCUAUGUCUAGGAAAAGUAAUUGAAGUCAUUGAUCAUGGAGCGACAUUCAAAGACAUUGAAGAACCACUUAAUCUUUUGCUAACUUUAAUUUAUGGCAGAGAGUCUCAUUUUCGAGGAAUCACCCCUUCUCAACGCCUGUCUCUAGCCAGAUACCUAUUGGCACAGCAACCACUUGAUAAAUGGACUUGGGAUUAUUCCAGCCUGUUCCAGCGUUGCUUCACUAGCGAAGCCUUUCUUGCUACACCUCAUAUCAAUUACAGUAUGGUCUGUAACAAAACGAUUGAUUACGUUCUUCGAGAGGUCUCAAAGGGAGACUACGGUAGACGAGAGUCCCUUCAAGUGAGAGACUACAAUAGACAACAUGCGCUUCAAAUGGGAGCAUCGAUAUUAAGCAAGUGUAUGUGCAAGAUGUCUAGAAGUGAUGAGACUUUUCGAAAGAAGAGAUUCGAUGGCCUACUUAACUACCUGAUGACUGGUUCUGACCAACGGUCCCGUCAAGACGUUGUAACCUUCCUCGUUCAUGUCUUCUCUUUCUCCACUAAUCGAAACAUGACUGAAGAUGAAAAAGAGCAACUGACGACUGAAAUCAUGUCUUGCAUUCACGGAUACAGACAAGAUAGUUCCAUGCAAAUCCGGAAUUUCCAUCGUUUCAUACAAACAAAUUGCACGUCAUCUGAAGUAAAGAAUUGGAUUGAUCGGGUGAUGAUGAGGAUGUGGUGA